UGAUACGCCUUCAUAUCAUCACCCACACAGAAGAACUUGUUUGCACUAGUUUGUUUGUUUGUUGGGAUCUUGAUAGAAUCUGUUUCCUUUGUCAUCACACUCCCAGGAUCUGGUAAAAAGAUGAAGGUCACACACUUUGGACAGGAGGAGUCAAUCAAGCACAAGAUAGUCUGCACCAUUUGAACCUUGAACCUAUAAAGUAGAGUACUAAAGAGGAGUCUUUACUCAGGACUGGCCUGAGCCCUUCAUCUCACAGUCCACACCUCAACUUCUCUGCAAACAUGAUUCUCAACAUGGAUCUCAGCACCCUUCUCCUGCUCCCAGUCCAUCUGUUUGUGUGGCUCUACUCAGUCCUGAGCUUUCUACCAUGGUACUUCCUGACCGGCGCCAGCAGCAAGAAGAUCCUGGCCAAGCGAAUCAAGGCGAAAUCCAUCAAGGGUCAGUCAGAGGGACCCUAUCGCUCUGUGGAUCGCUUCGAGACUCUGGCCUACAUGGACUUUCCAGGGAAAGACACACUGGACAAGCUGUUUGACUAUGCCGUGGAACGCUUUGGCAGAGCACACUGUCUGGGAACACGCGCCGUUCUGAGUGAGGAGAAUGAAACGCAGCCGAAUGGGAAAGUCUUUAAAAAGUUGAUUUUGGGUGAUUACAAGUGGAUUACAUAUGAGGAGAUGGAAGUUGAAGUGAACCACUUUGGAAGUGGGCUGGCAGCGCUAGGCCAGCAGCCAAGAAACACCAUCGCUAUUUUCUGUGAGACACGGGCUGAGUGGAUGAUCACAGCCCAGUCUUGCUUCAGACGCAAUUUUCCCUUGGUCACAUUUUAUGCAACUCUUGGAGAGGAUGCUGUGGCCUUUGGACUGAAUGAGUGUGGUGUGACUCACUUGGUUACUAGUGCAGAACUUCUGGAAACUAAGUUAAAGAGCGUACUUCCCCAAAUCCCCAACCUGAAGCACAUCAUCUAUGUGGACAACAAGAGCAUCAGCACUGCAGGCUACCCAGAGACCAUUCAGACCCACAGCAUGCAGUCUGUGAAGGAGCUUGGAGCUAAGCCUGAAAACUUAAAUAGGGAGAUAGUGAGACCCAUCCCAUCAGACCUCGCUGUCAUCAUGUACACCAGUGGCUCCACCGGCCGCCCAAAAGGGGUCGUCAUUGUUCAUAGCAACCUCAUUGCGGGCAUGACGGGCCAGUGUGAGAGGAUUCCAGGCUUGGGCCCCAAGGAUACAUAUAUAGCAUAUUUACCCCUGGCUCAUGUGCUGGAGAUGACUGCCGAGAUCUCAUGUGUAACCUAUGGCUGCAGGAUUGGCUACUCCUCCCCACAAACGCUCUCUGAUCAGUCCACAAAAAUUAAAAAGGGCAGUAAGGGAGACUGCACUGUGCUGAAGCCUACUCUGAUGGCAGCUGUACCGGAAAUAAUGGACCGCAUUAAUAAAAAUGUAAUGAGCAAAGUGCAGGAGAUGAACUGUGUGCAGAGGACCCUAUUCAACCUGGCCUACAACUACAAGCUGGAGCAGAUCAAGAAAGGCUAUGAUGCUCCACUUUGCAACAUACUGUUUAAGAAAGUGAGGGCUUUGCUGGGAGGAAAUGUACGAAUGAUGCUGUCUGGAGGAGCUCCUCUGUCUUCUGCUACCCAGCGCUUCAUGAACAUUUGCUUCUGCUGUCCUGUUGGCCAGGGCUAUGGCCUGACUGAGACCUGUGGAGCAGGAACCAUCACAGAGGUGGCAGACUACAGUACUGGACGAGUGGGGGCUCCUCUCAUCUGCUGUGAGUUCAAACUCCGAGACUGGGCAGAAGGUGGAUAUACGAAGCAGGAUAAGCCUCAUCCUCGAGGUGAGAUCCUGAUCGGUGGUCCCAAUGUGACCAAGGGCUACUACAAGACUGACUUCAGCAAGAACAACGAUUUCUUUGUGGAUGAGAAUGGACAGCAGUGGUUCUGUACUGGAGAUGUAGGAGAGGUUCAUCCUGAUGGUUGUCUCCAAAUUGUGGAUCGCAAGAAAGACCUUGUUAAACUGCAAGCUGGGGAAUAUGUCUCUUUGGGGAAAGUGGAGUCAGCCCUGAAGAACUGCUCCCUAAUUGACAACAUCUGCGCAUACGCAAACAGUGAUCAGAACUAUGUGAUCAGCUUUGUGGUGCCUAACCAGAAGCAGCUCACUGCUAUGGCCAAUCAGAAGGGCAUUGUUGGCACAUGGGAAGAGAUUUGCAACCACCCUAUUAUGGAGAUGGAAGUAUUGAAAGAGAUCAAAAAUGUUGCAAAAACAAUUAAACUGCAGCGAUUUGAGAUCCCAGUAAAGGUUCACUUAAGCCCUGAGCCGUGGACCCCUGAAACUGGCCUGGUCACAGAUGCGUUUAAACUGAAGAGGAAGGAGCUGAAAAACCACUAUCUCCACGACAUCGAGCGAAUGUACGGCCGCAAAUAAAGGAAUAAAUGUUGUGGCACAAGACCUCUUCACCAUCACUCUGCUGCCGUAAACAUAGUGCUGCAUAUGUAUAGAUGUUUUGCUACGACUGCACCACACCCCAUUGCUUAGUGUGGUGCGCACAUACGCACACGUAUCAAAGACCUACUGUGCUGUUCUGUUUUUGUAUAAUAUUUGUCAUUACUACUGUGGAUAAUGUAAACAGUUUGUAUAGGUCUGUCCAGUCUGAGCUUUACAGUCUCUUUGCUGUGGAAUAGUUUACUGUGGAGGUUUAAAUAAUCGGCAUGAAACACUUGGCGAAGGGACUAGAUUCAUGCUGAUACAACAGGAAGGGGGCACUCUCUUUAUUUUUUUUCACCAGCUAGCAAAAGGAAACCUCCUGCCCUUUUGGGAAGGGAUUUCAGCUAUAUAACAGCUAUAAACUGCCAUCAUCUUUAGCUAGUUGUAUUUUGUAAACUGUGUGCAUUGUUGUAUUUUCAUCUUUGUAUUAUUUUCAUUAGGGAAAAAAAACAUAGUGCUGGCUUGGUUUGCUUAGAGUAUGAAGGCCAAAGCCAAACGUUAGACGAGGCCGUCACUGUACUCCAGCCAGGCUCCGCUUCCUUCCAAAGGCAAGCAAGCAACGUAUUGGUGAUCUUUGUGCCUUCAGAGUGGUCUCUUUUUCAGUGUUGAUACCCUACUGUUAGGUAAAUUAGGAACUGUGUGCAUUCUGUCGCAUUUGUCUAAUGCAUUCUGAGAUAAUGGUUUUACAAUGGCUUCCACUUUUUUUUCUUCAAUUUGUUUAUUUCAUGCAUUGAGAUGUAAAUGAAUUUUGUUUUCCAUUGUUAUGUUAAUUUAUUAGGUUGUUAUGUUAUGGAAGGACUCAGGACUGUAGGACGGUUGGCUAUUGUAAGUUUUGUGCCAACAUACGGUAUUGAAGAGCAAUCAGUCAUAAUCUCAAUGAAGGGAAAAAAAAAAAAAAAAAAACAUUUUAGGUAACUUAUCAUACAUAAAAGCAUCCAUUGUUGAAGUUGAAAGCAUUUCAUCAGUUGCCACUGUAGUCAAAACCACUGAUGCAGAUUAUAGAGCACAUUUAUCAGUAUGUUCUAGUGCUUAAAUAAAGCCUAUUUUGUGAUUUAUCAGCUCUACUACUGUACCUUACUAAUUCAAUGCCACAACAGAACUUUCCCAGUUAUUCUUCAGCAAACAAAAAAAAACAGAUCAAUUUCUUACCUUACAAUACUGCCAUUACACCAUAUUGCCAUUUUAGAUUGCUCUGCUUACAUUUUUUGCACUAUAAUUUAUUUCAUUUUCAUAAUUAGUUAUGUUUGUUAGUGUUUCAGCCUCAGAAAAAAAUGGAAUAAUUUAAUUUUGAUGAAAGCAACAUUACCAUCUGAGCAACCAAAUAUUCCAUUCCAAAUAUUUCAUCUUUGAGGGUAGAGUAUUGUUUAUUUGCACUGUUUUUUAUUUUAUUUUUGUCAGGGACGUAGCCACUAUUUAAUUACCAGCCAUGGAACCAACAAAGAGGCAUUUGGAUUGGAUUGGGAUAUGAUUUUUUUCAUGGAAGGAAAAAAAUAUGACUGAAAAAAAAAAAUCAUAUUUAUUAUUCUUAAAAUCCCAACCCAAUUCUCAAAUAUGAACUCUUAUCAAAUGUGAACACUUGAGAAACUGCACAUAUGCUUGUAGAAUUUUUCACACUGUGUUUAUUUAAUCAGUUUUGUGGAUCACAUACUAUAUGUAAAAUACAUUGUGAUAAUAAAACUGUUUUCUACUCUGCAAA
Molecule: messenger RNA, 4170 nt
Organism: Astyanax mexicanus (Mexican tetra)
Lineage: Eukaryota; Metazoa; Chordata; Actinopteri; Characiformes; Acestrorhamphidae
Gene: acsl4a
Product: acyl-CoA synthetase long chain family member 4a
Exons: 15
Coding region: 282-2414 (710 amino acids)
Biological process (GO): long-chain fatty-acyl-CoA metabolic process; neuron differentiation; long-chain fatty acid metabolic process
Cellular component (GO): lipid droplet; endoplasmic reticulum; plasma membrane
Molecular function (GO): arachidonate-CoA ligase activity
Source: RefSeq, a predicted model, not a curated record